This is a messenger RNA of Nematocida parisii ERTm1, 908 nucleotides long. RefSeq lists its product as uncharacterized. The record is from RefSeq and is a predicted model, not a curated record. Lineage: Eukaryota; Fungi; Microsporidia. Bases 1 to 729 code for a protein of 242 amino acids. The transcript has a single exon.
AUGAGGGAGGAAAAUAUAAAUAGAAUAACCUCAGAAUUCUUAUUAAGCAACGAAUUGCUUAAUAACAUGGCAGUUACUCCAGAAUCCCCAGUGGCUCAAAAAGAAUACACUAAAAUUCCCAGAAUAUCAGAGACAUUUAAGCACCGGCUGGUAAAGACCGAUAAAUCCCUCGCAUCAAAGGUAAUUAUGUUUGACAUAGAAAACAGAGUGGUUUUGGUGGGGAAGUCUUCUUUCUUUAAGUGGAAGAUAUUCUCUCCAUCAGGGGAUAAAGUGGGUGAGCUCGUUAGAAAUUUUUAUGGAUCAGAAUAUUUAUUAUCCAGCAAUACAACUACAGAAUGUUUCAUAAAAUACGUGAAUGUAUACUCCAACGCCGGCCCUAGAAUAUUUCAUGUAUACAAGAACCAGCUUCUGCUCGAACAAAGUGAAAAGCACAAUAAGACAAUAUCCGAAAGAGUAAAAAACAAGACCAACCAAUACGUCAAGCUAAUUAACAAGCCCCCAUACUUUAAUUACGAUACAAAUUCCUUUGUUCUUAACUUUAAUGGAAGAGUCACCCUCCCUUCUGCUAGAAACUUCCAAAUAGUCCAUCCCAAAGAUGUCUCUUACAUUACACUUACCUUCGGGAAAAUAGCGCAUAACGAAUACAUCCUAGACUAUUCCUACCCGUGGUGUGCACUCGACGCAUUCUCUGUCGCGCUUACCUCGUUCUCCUGGAGAUUUGGACUAUAAACUAAUUGGCUUAGCAGUGAUGUCCUCAUUAGGCUUCUGAAUAAUCUGAAAUAUAAAUAGCUCUAGCAUGCCUCUUUUUUUCUGAAUCAACUUUAAAAGAGGAUUUUCCUGGCUAUGCCUGUCGUAUUACUCUUUCAUCCUCAAGCUGUGUGCUAUUAUUGCUUUCAAUUGCUCGUGGG